AUGCCUUUUGACAGGGAAUGUCAGGGGCAUGUACGAAAGGAUCAAGCAGGCAACAGGUCCAUUGGCUCCAUUGAAAACAAAGACAGGGAAGGAUUUGGGUUUAACAUCUUGGGAGGAGCAGAUAAACCCUGUUAUCCUGGAAAUUAUGGAAUCUACGUUGCUAAAAUAAGGGAAAAUGAAUCAGCAGCUCUUGAUGGAAGACUUAAAGAGGGUGACAAGAUCUUGGAGGCUGAUGGAAUUUCACUUGUUAAUAUACUGCAUGAGGAAGCAGCAGAGGUAUUUAGGAACAUGACCAAUGAUGAGUUAGUAUUACGAAUCGAGAGGCAGGUCAGAUAUGAGUUUGGCGAUGAGGUGUGUUCAACAGCUGAAUGGAAGCCACCAAAACUCUGGCAGCACUCUGGAAAGGAAACUCAAAAAUGGCAUCACAAUUCAAGGACUUUCAACAAAGGUAGAUUGCCAUGGAUCCUUCUAGCAACUUCUGUAGUGACCGUAGUCAUCAUGAUGGGGGCACUGAAACUCACAGCAGUAAAGAAAUGAAAUAA
Messenger RNA from Carcharodon carcharias (great white shark), 542 nucleotides. RefSeq names its product disks large homolog 2-like. The record is from RefSeq and is a predicted model, not a curated record. Bases 1 to 537 code for a protein of 178 amino acids. The transcript is spliced from 5 exons. Gene Ontology annotation, molecular function: protein binding. NCBI's taxonomy places the organism in Eukaryota, Metazoa, Chordata, Chondrichthyes, Lamniformes, Lamnidae.